Molecule: messenger RNA, 2738 nt
Organism: Marmota monax (woodchuck)
Lineage: Eukaryota; Metazoa; Chordata; Mammalia; Rodentia; Sciuridae
Gene: Scly
Product: selenocysteine lyase
Exons: 13
Coding region: 16-1812 (598 amino acids)
Source: RefSeq, a predicted model, not a curated record
CGCGAGUGAAGCUACAUGGCCCUGCUCUCACGGAGCCUGCUCAGCCGGGAGGCUCCCAGGCCGGGGCUCCUCCCGGCUCGAGCCGCCUCUCUCGAGGCCCGCACUUGGGCCCCACCUAACGGAGCGGCGGUCACCGCCUCCAGAGGCGAGCGGCGCUGCGGCGGGAGCCCAAGGCCUGGUGAGGCCACAGCAUUCUCCGGCUCCGGUGGUGUUCGAGGGCCCGCCCAUAUCCGUCACCUGACCCCGAUCAGCCAAUCGGCCCGCCCGCCCUGCCCCAGCCCCUCAGCAACGCGCGGAUUGGCCAGUACAGACGCGCCCCGUCCGGCGGCCCCGCCUUCCCCGGCGCCCGGAGCUCUUGUCUGCGCCUCGGGAUCGGCGUGCUGCUGGAUGGAGACUGUCCCGACGCCGAGGAGGGCUGCGCGGGGACGGGCGAUGAGUCCACCCGGCUGCCUCCGAGAGAAGAGUCCGCAGGAGAGGUGCGCGCGGAAAAUUUACAUGGACUAUAAUGCAACCACUCCCCUGGAGCCAGAAGUUAUCCAGGUCAUGACUGAGGCCAUGUGGGAAGCCUGGGGGAACCCUAGCAGCCCCUACACAGCAGGUAAAAAGGCCAAGGAUAUUAUCAAUGCAGCUCGGGAAAGCCUUGCGAACAUGAUAGGUGGCAAGCCUGAAGACAUCGUCUUCACUUCUGGGGGCACUGAGUCGAAUAAUCUCGUCAUCCAUUCCAUGGUGAAGUGCUUCCAGGAAAGCCAGACCCCGCCUGGGGCCGUGGUGGAGCAGCACAGCCCUGAGGAAGGGGCCAGGCCCCACUUUGUCACUUGCACCGUGGAGCACGACUCGAUCCGCCUGCCCCUGGAGCACCUGGUAGAAGGACAGGUGGCUGAGGUCACCUUCGUCCCAGUGUCCCAGGUGAACGGGCAGGCAGAGGUUGACGACAUCCUGGCAGCUGUCCGCCCAACCACAUGCCUUGUGACCAUCAUGCUGGCCAAUAAUGAGACUGGCGUUGUCAUGCCUGUGCCUGAAAUCAGCCAGCGCAUCAAAGCCCUGAACCAGAGGCGGGCAGCUUCCGGCCUGCCGCGCAUUCUGGUGCACACAGAUGCUGCCCAGGCGCUGGGGAAAAGACGCGUGGACGUCGAGGACCUAGGUGUGGACUUCCUGACGAUCGUGGGGCACAAGUUCUACGGCCCCAGGAUCGGAGCACUUUACGUCCGAGGGCUCGGUAAACUGACCCCGCUGCACCCUAUGCUGUUUGGAGGUGGACAGGAGCGCAACUUCAGGCCAGGGACAGAGAACACUCCCAUGAUCGCCGGCCUCGGCAAGGGUCUCACUGAGUUGCUCAGGUCUUUGCUGAGUCAAACUUGCGAUCCUCUAUCUCAGCCUCCCGAGUAUCUGGAAUUACAGGCUGCUGAGAUGGUGACUGAGAACUGCGAAGCUUACGAGGCGCACAUGAGAGACAUCCGCGACUACCUGGAGGAGAGACUGCAGGCUGAAUUUGGUAAGAGAAUUCAUUUGAACAGCCGGUUUCCAGGAGUCGAACGUCUUCCCAACACCUGUAACUUUUCCAUCCAGGGACACCAGCUUCAAGGCUAUGUGGUGCUUGCACAGUGCCGGACGCUGCUGGCCAGUGUGGGGGCUUCCUGCCACUCAGACCAAGGGGACCGGCCGUCCCCAGUGCUGCUCAGCUGUGGCAUCCCCUUCGAUGUGGCCAGGAACGCGCUCCGGCUCAGCGUGGGCCGCAGCACCACCAGGGCCGAGGUGGACCUCGUUGUGCAGGACCUGAAGCAGGCCGUGGCCCGGCUGGAAGGCCAGGCCUAGUGCUGGGGCCGCCCUUGCCCUCGGUGGCCAGGACAGGGCCGUGGUCACUGCGCCCAUAGGAAGCCCGUUGCUGAGCGCUCGGUGUCUGACUGUGCCUCUCAGCUGCGCCAGGGCCACACUUACUUCCUUUGAUCCUCGCUGUCAUGGAGUACCCAGGCACAGGGGUGUCCGUCCGUGUGCCUCCUCCCCUGAAUGUGGGCUGAUGCAGAGAUGUCCUGCCCAGCCCAGCUCCUGACAGGCCCAGGACACCAGCACCCACGUAGGACUGUCCCAUGGCGCUGCCAGAGGCUGUGUGGAAAUGGAAACGCUUCUCCCCUUGUCCCUCUGGGCACUCAGGACUCCCACCCUCCGAAGGCUGGCUUUAUCCAAAAGAUAAAAUCCACUGCCAGUAAGCUGCUGUCAAAGAUAGGAAACUAUGGCACCUGCACCAUGUGAUGUGGCCUCCCCUGACCUCCGUGUGCAGUGACCCCCAGAUGGGUGGUAGCUGCUGCUCUCGCCUCCCUGGCCCCACCAUCAUCCUGACGAUGCCUUGUCCCCGUGGGACACCUUCCUGGCAGACAAGCAUGGUCUGCCCUCAUGGUUCUGUGGGCCACUGUCCACUGCCCUGCCCAGCCCCCCAUUGUGCCCGCUUCCCCCUCUGCUUUCUUACUCAGGAUUCAACUCCAGCGUCACUGCUGUGAGUGUGUGCAAUUCUGGGUCACCCCGAGGUGGGGGCCAGGUCAUCCCUGACUCUCCUUACUGUUUGCAAAAGAUUUGUUUAUCCUCACAGAAUGUAUGGCAUACACAUCAAAUGCCAAUAUUUACAUAGGAAUAAUUUUCAGAGAGUAACAUUUUUAAUGUGCUUUUAAGGUCCAAAGAACUAUAGGAUGAUAUUGAGGAAAGGAUUAUCAGAAAUUAAAUGAACUAAUUAAAGAUUUCCAUGCCUA